AUGAGGGCUUCCAUGGCGAGACGCAUGGCAGCGGCAGCCAGCUCAUCUGCGACAUCCUCUAUGAGGCCUGCACCCUUGGCCUUGCUGCCGCCGAUUCCGCUGUAUCGAAGGCUGUUCAGGGCGCACCGUAAGCAUCUGCCUCCCGAGAUGCGGCUGCUUGGCGACGAAUACAUCAAGGCUGAGUUCAGGGCCCACCGUAACAUUGACAACCCGGCACAUCUUAUCGGCUUUUUAACCGAGUGGCAACUCUACGCCCAACAGGUGGAGGGAGAGUCAUGGCAGGGAGAAAAGAUAGACCAGGCCAAGGUUGAGAAGCUGAGUGAACAGCAAGUUGGGCAGCUAUACGAGCUGAUGAUGGCUAUCAAAUCAAGGAGAGAGGGCGGCGAGGGCGAAGGCCAGGAGCCGUCGUAA
Pyricularia pennisetigena is the source of this 411-nucleotide messenger RNA. RefSeq lists its product as uncharacterized. Lineage: Eukaryota; Fungi; Ascomycota; Sordariomycetes; Magnaporthales; Pyriculariaceae. Gene Ontology annotation, biological process: mitochondrial respiratory chain complex II assembly; succinate metabolic process. The record is from RefSeq and is a predicted model, not a curated record. The transcript is spliced from 3 exons. Bases 1 to 411 code for a protein of 136 amino acids. Gene Ontology annotation, cellular component: mitochondrion; mitochondrial intermembrane space.